AUGCCAUAUUAUCGACUUAAAGAUCUUAUAAAAGCGAUUCGUGCUUGUAAAACUGCCGCUGACGAAAGAGCGGUAAUCCAGAAAGAGUCUGCAGCUAUUCGUACUAGCUUCAAGGAAGAAAAUAAUGAUGCUCGACAUUCUAACGUGGCUAAAUUAUUAUAUAUUCACAUGUUGGGUUAUCCAGCACAUUUUGGUCAAAUAGAAUGCUUAAAAUUAGUAGCAUCAAAUAGAUUUGCUGAUAAGAGAUUAGGAUACUUGGGAAUCAUGCUUUUGUUGGAUGAAAACCAAGAAGUGUUAACCUUGGUAACGAAUUCUUUAAAAAAUGAUAUGAAUCACUCUAAUAUGUACAUCGUAGGUUUAGCAUUGUGUACAUUGGGUAAUAUAUCUUCUCCCGAGAUGGCACGUGAUUUAUGUGCAGAAGUUGAAAAACUCUUAGGUAGUUCAAAUGUUUAUAUUAGGAAGAAGGCGGCAUUAUGCGCAAUGCGUAUAAUUCGUAAAGUUCCUGAACUUCAAGAAAAUUUCUUGUCUAAAGCAAAAUCCUUAUUGAGUGACAGAAAUCAUGGAGUUUUGCUUACAGCAACAACUCUUAUUACUGAAAUGUGCCAUAGAAAUCCGGAUACAUUGGUUACAUUUCGAAAGGCGGUUCCAUUGUUAGUUCGUCACUUGAAAAGCUUGGUUUCUGCUGGAUUCUCGCCGGAACAUGAUGUAACUGGUGUCACUGAUCCAUUUUUACAGGUCAAAAUAUUAAGGUUGAUGAGAAUUUUGGGUAAAGGUGAUGCUGAAGCAAGUGAGGCAAUGAAUGAUAUCCUGGCUCAAGUGGCUACGAAUACUGAAUCGUCAAAAAAUGUUGGAAAUUCGAUUUUGUAUGAAACUGUAUUAACAAUCAUGGAGAUCCAAUCAGAAAGUGGUCUUCGUGUGCUAGCUAUAAAUAUUUUGGGCAAGUUUUUAACAAAUAGAGAUAACAAUAUCAGAUAUGUUGCACUCACAACACUAAAUAAAACAGUAUCAAUAGACACAAAUGCUGUUCAACGUCAUAGAAAUAUUAUACUUGAUUGUUUGAGGGAUGGCGAUAUUUCAAUAAGGCGACGCGCACUGGAACUUUCAUUUGCGUUAAUUAAUGAGACUAAUGUUAGAGUAUUAACGCGAGAAUUGCUCGCAUUUUUGGAAGUCGCUGAUAAUGAAUUUAAACAGGGAAUGACAACAAAGAUUUGUUUAGCUGCUGAUAGAUUUGCGCCCAAUAAAAGAUGGCAUAUUGACACAGUUUUAAGAGUAUUGAAGUUGGCAGGUAACUAUGUACGCGAAGAGAUAUUAUCGAAUUUCAUCCGACUUAUUGCCCAAACAAAGGAUUUGAAUGCUUAUACUGUGCAAAAAUUAUAUGCAGCAUUAAAAGCAGAUAUUUCCCAGGAAUCCUUGACAUUAGCUAGUGUUUGGGUAAUUGGUGAAUACGGCGAUAUAUUGAUAAAAGGCGGUAGUUUUGAGGAGGAAGAAUUGGUAAAAGAGGUUACUGAACCGGAUGUUGUCGAUCUCUUUGAAUCUAUUUUGGCCGGACCGUAUGCUAAUCAAGUUACUCGUGAAUACGUUCUCACUGCUCUCAUGAAAUUAACAUCACGUUUCACCUCCACGCCAGUCAUUCAAAGGAUUCAAGCCAUACUUGAAAGAUAUAAUACUAGCAUCGAAGUAGAAAUUCAGCAACGUGCUAUCGAAUAUACUAAUUUAUUUAAAUUUGACAACAUUCGUCCAGCUGUUUUGGAAAGAAUACCUAUACCAGAGAGUAAAGAAGAAACGUCUCGUCCAACCGAUGAUUUUUCUUCUGGUGGUGGUGGUGGUGGUGGUUCGCUUUUGGACCUUGAUGGUGACAGUAUCGCAACUGAUGUUAAAAAAGUUAAUGCUUCUGAAAAUUCUCAGAAUACAGUGGAUAUUUUAGCAACUAUUUUUGGUAGUGGACCAUCAGAUACUACUGAUAAUUUGACGCCAUCUCGGUCAAAUCCAAAAGAUGAUAUUAUGAGUCUUUUCAAUACUGGCCCAACAACUACUACUUCACCUAAUUUAAUAGAAAACACGCCAUCUGCAAAUCCUUUGGAUGAUUUAAUAACAACUUCACUACCUUCAACAAAUGAGAAUCUUCUUGGUUUAUCUUCUAUUAAACAAAUCGCCCCGUCUCAAAAUACACAAACAGUAAACCCUUUAGAUAGUCUAAUGGAUUUGGGUUCGACUAAACUAUCAACAGCUAUAUCUCCACCAACAGAGACGAACGCUCCAGAACAAUUUGUAGCAUAUAAUAAAAAUGGAUUUAAAAUCGGUCUUUCACCUUUCAAGGAUCAAAAUAAUCCUAAUAUUCUUAACAUUAAUGUUACUUUCCAUAAUGUUGGAGUUGGAUCGGAUGUGCAAAAUCUAUUAUUUCAAGCUGCAGUUCCAAAGACACAGAGAUUACAAAUGCAACCACCGUCUUCGACAACUAUUGCACCCGGUGCUAUUGUAACGCAAACAAUUCGUGUUGCUAACCCACAAAGGGUGAAUGUUCGGUUAAAAUUAAGAAUUGUGUACGAUACUUCAGCAGGAGGUAAAGUAGACGAUAUUGCCGAAUUCAGUGGAUUCCCUCAAGACUUUUGGUAA
Messenger RNA from Rhizophagus irregularis DAOM 181602=DAOM 197198, 2613 nucleotides. RefSeq lists its product as uncharacterized. Gene Ontology annotation, molecular function: clathrin-cargo adaptor activity. Gene Ontology annotation, biological process: intracellular protein transport; Golgi to vacuole transport. NCBI's taxonomy places the organism in Eukaryota, Fungi, Glomeromycota, Glomeromycetes, Glomerales, Glomeraceae. Gene Ontology annotation, cellular component: Golgi apparatus; membrane coat; AP-1 adaptor complex. The record is from RefSeq and is a predicted model, not a curated record.